Messenger RNA from Pyricularia pennisetigena, 1101 nucleotides. RefSeq lists its product as uncharacterized. Gene Ontology annotation, cellular component: SNARE complex; endoplasmic reticulum. The transcript is spliced from 3 exons. NCBI's taxonomy places the organism in Eukaryota, Fungi, Ascomycota, Sordariomycetes, Magnaporthales, Pyriculariaceae. Gene Ontology annotation, biological process: retrograde vesicle-mediated transport, Golgi to endoplasmic reticulum. The record is from RefSeq and is a predicted model, not a curated record. Bases 1 to 1101 code for a protein of 366 amino acids.
AUGUCGAACAUUACACCCACGUUCGACGGGCUGCUCAAACAGCGGGAAGCGUCUACCACAAAGAAGGGCUUCAGCUUGGAACAGCUUGACGAGUUUCUGAAGGAAGCAUAUCGAAUUAACUCGCACAUCAAUCUGCUGCACACUCAACUUAAAGAUGUCCGCCAAGCCUACCUCUCGACAGCGCCCUCUCGCAAAUUGCAACUGCACAGCAAGUUGAAGCCGCACCAAAAAGCGUUGACCGAUCGGGAGCGCGAAGAGGUCGAUGCCAACGCCAAAAAGAUGCUGCGCGAACUUAACGCAUCCAUCCGUACGCUCGCCGACGCCGAGCAGCUCCGCCACGAGACGGAACUCGCCGUAAUUCGCAAAAAGCACUCGAGCGGCCUGGGAGUGCUCGGAUCGUGGGCAUCAGGUGGUAAGAGCGGCGCGGGUGGCAUGCUGGGCAGCAAAAAAAGCAAGGAGCAGGACGAGGCUGAGGCGAGGGAGGCGCAGAUGGCCGGCCAUCGGGAUGGCGUGCUACACUUUCUCCGACAGAGACUGCAGCAGUGCGUAGAGACACAGCAGUCGAUGAUGGAGGUGCGCUUGACGCGCGAGGUGGAGAAGAGCCGGAGCGUGCUGGCAAAGGCCAGGCCUACCCCUAUGCAUGUCGGAGCCACCGGCGCUACGCCGAGCUUUGGGGCAGGCCUAGGCGAUCGCAACCUAAACGACCCUGCCCUUUUAGGAACAUCAUCUAUACCGUUGCAGGACGAGGAGAAGAGGCGAGGACCGCCACCACCAGACCUAACCGAGGAAGAAGUGCAGAUGUUUGAAAAGGGCAGCCAGGAUAUGAUGAAGUACUAUGAGAGUACUCUUGAGAAAGUCAUGUCGGCGGAGAAAUCCCUCUUGGAAAUAUCCGAACUACAAACUAUGCUUGUGAACAACCUGGCUACACAGUCCGCAGGAAUUGAGCAGCUCGUUCAAGAUUCCAUGAAUACAGAAGAAAACGUGGGCGGCGGAAACAAACAGCUGAAGGAAGCCACCCAAAGGGCAAGCACCGCAAAGUAUACCUUUUUUGCAGCAAGCGGUCUCUGCGCUUUUCUAGUAAUAUGGGACCUGUUGAUAUAA